AUGGCUUUGGGCUUGCACUUGGACAUGCGACUACAGCGCGUUGCUGACGUGGGAUCCUAUGCUGCACUGCUGACCGCGUGCCGCAGCGGCACCGCCUGGCAGACAUCUUUGGUGCUGUUACAAGAAGCUUACUCUGUGCAGCUGCAGCCCGACACCGAUACCACCAGCUCCAGUGCAGUGAUUUCAGCGUUGACUCGGGCAACGCAGGUAUCCAAGGCACUGAUGGCACGGCAUUUAGCAUCGGAGACACCGAACUUUAAUGCAAUCAUCAUGUCACUUCGCCAUGUUCAAGCAUCCUGGGUGCAUGCCUUCCAUGUUUUGGAGGACAUGAAGAGGCGGCAGAUUUCCAGCGACAUGGGCACGCUAAAAGCGGCUUUGAGCAUCUGUGGCAAAAGCCGCCCCGAGCUGGUUCCGGAGAUAUCCAGACAGCUGCAGAUCCAGCCCGACAUACUUGCAGUGAACAUGAUCGUGGGCUCCAUGGAGAAGUGCCACAGCUGGCAAUCGGCCUUGCGCGAGCUUCGGCUCGUCGGCCAAUCGAGACUAAGGGCAGAGUUGACCACCUACAAUAGCGUGAUCAGCGCGUGCAGUAAGGCCUCGAGGUGGUCCUGGGCACUGCACUUAGCAGCUGUGAUGGGCUCUUCAGCUCUCGAGCCAGACGAGAUCACCUCCGGCAGCCUGAUCACUGCCUGCUCCUCGCAGGGCCGCUGGCUCCUAGCGUUGCAGCUGCUCCAUUCCUCAACACAUGAAAGACCCAAUCUGAUUGCAACUCAUUCUGCAAUCACAGCAUGUGAGAAGGCGGGAAGAUGGAUGUGGUCGCUCCACUUGUUCAGGGAUGCCUUGGCAAGCAGACUCACGCCAGACCUCAGCCUACUGGGAGCGGUCCUGUCCAGCUUCGAAAAAGGACAGCAGUGGGCACGAGCCUUGCUGCUCUUGAGCCAGAUGAGCCAGGAAGGCUUCUCUCCAGACAUUCCUCUCAUUACGUCAGCAAUCAGCGCGUGCGCGAAAGCGCAUUGCUGGGAGAUGACGCUCCUCCUCACCUAUGAGGGUAUGGCUGCUCGUUCCCUGUGUCCAUCAGCGAUCUCGGCUCAAGAUGAUCCGAGACACCCUGAGCCAAUGAGCCAUGAUUGUCAGAGGGAGUGCCAAGGUGAUGGCAAUGAGGAUGAAGACAGUUUGCCAGCAGAGCUUGGCCCAAGCCGUCUGGUGGGUGGCUUGAUUAUACGCGGAAACAAGUGUGUGCUCAUCCGGUCCCUUUCUGGAGAGUGGGAGGGUAUGCGACUGCCUUGGGGCGCUUCAAACAUCGAGCCUAGCUCACGAGCAGCGGUCCAGAUCGCAUCCGACUUGUGCGAGAUCGAGGAGGAGGAGGUGACAACCCUGGAGAUUGCACCCGUCACUAUUGCUGUCCCUGACAUGCCAAUUCUGCUGCACGCCCUGUAUGCCGCGAACCCCCCACCGGCUGGCUCUGCAGCCGAUUCUGACUGUGAAGAUCCAGAGGACGUGUAUGACUGGUACACGUUUCCACGGGCGAUGAGUGCACUGGCGAAGGAUCCCUAUGCCCGUGCUGCGUUGGCCACCAUGGCAUUCGCUUUGGCAGCCGGAACGCUUGGAGGCUUGGUACCAAAGAAGUGGGGCGGCAUCUUUGGCCAGGAGUGGGUGACGCCAGCCUUGCAGCUGCUUCCAGGCCCAGGCUUGGAGCUCGAAGCCGAAGCUUCUGAGGCUGCGGGCAGCUCUGUGACUGCAGGUGCAGUGAGCCGCAAGCGAAAGAUGGACGACGCAGAGAAGCAAGCGAUGUCUGAGUGGAAUCUCGCGCCAAACGAGGCGACCGCAGGAGCGGCCCUGUCGUCCUUGGCAGAAAGUCCGGCGCUGGCUGAGAUCGGGGCGGAGAGGCUGCGUUGCCAGCGCCUGCCUCAGUGCAAGUUCAGCCUGGAGCCUGUGGCUGCAAUGCGACGGUGCUAUGAAAGAGCUCUCAAGAGACCGACUCUCACUAGCCGACCCGGCGAAGGCACACUGGUCACUCGAUACAUUGCGGAGGAUCUGGUCGAUUUGCGAGACCUGCCACCACAGCUUGCACGUGCUGCAAUGUGCGAUUCUUUCUCCCAAGCUCUGCUCGCUGGUUCAGAACGCCAUACCACGCGUGAAAUCAUGAGGCAAGCGGAGCAAGCUUUCUACGAAACGGCAGUGGGAACUGCGCAGGGCUUGGUAGAGCAGCUCGGUCUGAAGGCUGAGGUCAGUGGAUGUGGCUACUUGGAUCGCGACCCAGGAGCUACUUCUGAAAGUCGCAAUAAGCUGCAGAACGACAGGAAGCCACAUCCGGCUUUUGACGUGCCCGGUGAGGCAGAUCUGGUUGGCAGGAUUUGCGAGAUCCUGGCCUUCCACCCAAUCGAGGUCAACAACCUCUCUUCUAGAUUUGCUACAGUUUUCAACCAGGUUGUGCGCAACAGUGAGCACACACCUUUUUCUCCAGAGAAGCGAAACGAUGGCAGCUUCAAGAAGUGGCUGCUGGCUUGUGGCUUCGAGGUUGGACCUCUUUUUGAUCGGAAUAAGUCUUUGGUUUACUUGCCGUCGCCGCGGCCAAAAGCCUCGCAAGGGGACAUCUCUCAACCAAGGCGGCGUUUCCACUGCAUCGGAGGACAAGCAGGAGCCCGGGAAGGAUGCGACGGCCUUACUGGGAUCGCCCAUUCCGUCGAGGAACAGAAGGCAAGCCUCAACCGCCGGUGGGAGGUGAAGCGUGGAGAUGAUGUCCAGCCACAGAACCAGCUGAGUGUGCUGAUGGCAGCGGCUUGCUUUCUGGCAGCGCCGACUGUCUCUCCGGACGCCUCGCCUCCAAAGUCGCAGGCCCGCAAUUGUCCGGACACGACACUGACGUCAGCAGAGCCCGAACCAGAGCGCUCGGAGUCAGCGCAGGAUGAUGCGUCCGAGCAGGACAGUGCAGGCGCUGGACAUGACAUUGAACAGGACGCAGACAUCGAUACAGAGCCGGAAGAGGCAAACCCGGAAGAAUCGGAAGCAGCCUGGGUGGAGGUUCGGUCAGCAGUUGAAGAGCUGGACGAGGCAGACUUUGUCUUGGUUGGUGACACCAGUGCCACUUGGGAAGAGGGAAGGGAUGCCAUGAACUUCCCUGUUCCGUGGCGAUGCCUCCUUCCUCAAGAGGCCGUUGACUUCGUUACAUACAACAACAACGAAAUCUUGGCGAAUCUGUCUGACAACACCGGAGCAUUGAUCGAUGUCUCCGGCAGCCGAGACACUCCAAGUCGCUUGAGCGACCGGAUUGUGACCAUCAGUGGGCAGGCCGAGCAGAAAGCCCGGGCGUGUUUGGGCAUCGUCCAAAAGCUCCGAAAGCUGCAGGAUCUUCUGGACAGCGAGAUUGGAUUCUUUGUCAUCAUUGUCCCAGCAACAGCUAUUCCUGUAAUCGUGGGAAUCAAAGGAGCAACCAUUGCCGAGGUGUUGGAAGGGACUGGAGUCGAGAUCAGCAUUGGCAAAGAGAAUGUCAUGGGUAUGCCAGAUACACCCAUAGGCUUGGAGGGGACUGCAGAGCAGGUGACAACCGCAGUGGCAAACAUCCAUAAGGUUGUGCAGGACAUGGCCGAUCGUGGCAGGCUUCUGCCUGCAGACUUCAAGUACCGGCCGGAGAAGGCAGCUGCUCAGCUGGCUGCGGGUGCUGGGGCGCACUUGCCCGAAGUCACGCUGCCGCCCAUCGACCACAAUCUCUUCUAUGGUAUGGACCCAACGCAGAACUUCCGCACGAAGGCUAAGAUCGUCGUUGACACAGGGCUGGCAGGUAGUGGUAUUGAGAUCAAGAAGGAAGACGGAGUGUACCGAACACCGCUCCUGAAGAAUCGUAUUCCGGAGCCGGAAAAUCAGGACUGCGCGGCCAACAGCUCCAAUGCCCUUUCUCCCGCUCAUUGGGAUGGGCGUCUGGUCUGCCGCCUUGCUGUUGACAUAGGUGGAACGUUCACUGAUGCAGUGCUGGAAGACGGUGAAGAGAUUACUCAGCGAUAUCCGGUCAAGGUGCUGACAACUUCUCAACGCCCCGCAAAGGGCUUUGUGGAUGCUGCGCUCCGUGCUGUGAAGGCUGGACAGCGUUCGCCACAGCAAGUUCGAUUGGUUCUUCAUGGCACCACACUGGCAACAAAUGCCGUGCUGGAGAGAAGAGGUGCCACGGCCGCUGUCAUCACCACGAAGGGCUUUAGGGAUACCCUGGACAUCGGAAGGAGUGGGCGCUACGAUCGAUACAAGCUUAACGCCAGAAUCGCGGAACCACUGAUACCUCGCUCACUGUGCUUUGAAGUAUCCCAGCGGCAUGCUGCUGAUGGCACAGAGCUUGAAGCCUUGAACGAAGCUGAACUGGAAGCACUUGCGCCGCAACUCCAAGCUCUUGGUGUCCAAAGCAUUGCUGUAUGCUUCUUGCAUAGCUACAUGAACAAUACACACGAGGAAAGGGCAGUGGCUGUCUUGAGACCGUUGCUGCCAGAUGUGUGGUUUUGCACCUCUAGUGCAGUCAGUCCUGAAAUUCGUGAGUAUGAGCGAUUCAGCACUGCUGCAGCAAAUGCGUACGUCCAGCCAUUGAUAUCUCUCUACCUGAAGGAGGCCCAAGGCUUGCUGCUGGAAUCUGGCUUUCUGUGCCCGUUGCUCGUAAUGACCUCUGGCGGUGGACUGAUGGAUGCUGACACGGCGGCACUGUUUCCUGUUCGCCUCAUUGAAUCCGGGCCUGCUGGUGGUGCUGUUUUGGCAGAGCAGGUGGCCAGAGAGGCCAAGGCGCAAGAAGUGCUAUCACUGGACAUGGGAGGCACCACAGCCAAGCUCUGUGCUAUCUCUAGAGGAAGAGCCGCCGUGACCCGCGCAUUCGAGGUCGACCGAGCCCGGCUUUUCAUGAAACACUCCGGGCUACCCUUGCAAAUUCCAUGCAUUGAUCUUGUCGAAAUCAGUGGAGGUGGCGGCAGCAUCGCUUCCCGAGACGCUGUGGCUAUGAGAGUUGGUCCACAGUCAGCGGGGUCCAAUCCAGGCCCUGCUUGCUACAAUCGCGGCGGAGACCUCCCGACUGUUACGGAUGCCGACCUCGUUCUUGGGUAUUUGACGGCAGGUUCGCUUGCAGGUGGCGAGCUUGACCUGAAGCUCGAGGCAGCAGAAGCCGCUUUGCAGAGUCUGGCGAAAGAUGAGCCAACUGAGAGGCUGGCUCAAUUUGUGUUUGAGGCCGUAGAGGAUUCUUUGGCCACGGCUGCCCGUGCGCAUGCUGCAGAACACGGUCUUGAGCUGCACAGACAUGUGCUUGUCGCUUAUGGUGGAGCCUCUCCUCUCCGGGCUGCAAGACUUGCUGAAAAGCUGCGGAUCAGAACCGUGUUGAUCCCCCCGGAUGCCAGCGUAGGCAGCGCAAUCGGCUUUUUCUCUGCUCCUCUUGCGUUUGAGGCACUCGAGAGUUGCGCGAUGAAGCUCUGUGCCUUUGACCACUCCAAAGUAAAUGCAAUUUUUCGUCAGCUUUGGCACAGAACAGUGUCAGUAGUUGCAGCUGGUGCUGCAAGGUGGAAGCCAGGACGGCCACCCAAAGAACUGCGUCGGGCCUACGCUCGCUAUGUUGGGCAGGGCCAUGAGGUCGCGAUAAAGCUUCCCAAUCAGGACAUGCAGGCUCAGGACGCACAGGUCCUGCGCCAGGAGUUUGAGGCAUCAUACAAGCGCCUAGGAUUUCUACCCCUGCCGGGUCGUGAGGUUGAAAUCUGUUCGUUUGCAUUGGAGGUGGUGGCCGAUGCAGAUCCGCUGGCUUGGCCAAUUGAGAGGCUUAAGGAGAAGCGUAAGGAGGCUGAUGCCUCCAUGCUCCAGGAGCUGGACGUGGAGUCCCCCACAGCGACACCCAGUGGCAGCCGGGCGAUGUAUUGCAGCCAAACGUGCCAGUAUCAGCUCGUGCCCACCUACUUUAGGAAAGAGCUUCAGGUCGGUGAGCGGAUUCCUGGGCCGGCUAUCAUUCUGGAGUCCUACACGACGACAAUCGUCACGGAGUCCUUCGACUGCUUUGUGUUGGCAAACAGGUUCCUUCAACUACAGAGUCGAGUAGACGGCCUGGCAGUAUCUCACCGACUUCCCUCAGGGAUGGAGCGAAGCGGCAUUGAGCUUGAGCUAGCUUGGACGCGUCUUCUCUCAGUUCUGGAGGAGCAGGCGCAUUUUGCAGUGCGUGGAGCCUUCUCGCCGCUCUUUCGAGAGUCAUUUGCCGUGACCUGUGCUGUCUUUGACGCAAACAAUCGGCUCCUGGCCCACAGUCAGACUUCUUCACCGAGUCUCCUCGGACUACUGAUGCAAGUUCUAGGUGACAGGCGCCGUGAGCUUGAGCUGGGCGGGAGAGAGAGCUCGUGGGUCGAGCUUGGGCGAGGAUGCCCUUCUACAAUCGUCGCGAUAAUGCCAUUCGCAGCGGAGGGAUUCAUUGCUUCUGCAGCCCAUCUGGCAGGAGUGACACAAGACUUGGGAACGGCAGUCUCCACCCAAGAAGCCGAUGCACUUGAUGGGCAGAUUUUGGAGCCCAUGCUGGCACAGGAAGCCUCUGUUUUGCUCGCCGCCAAUGGUUUGGGCAGCAAGCGCUUGCAGAACCUACUUCAAGAGUGGGAGACGAAUUUACCGCAGCUGGGUGACUACAUUGUGCAAGUCUCGCAGACGGCGGUUCUGAAGAAUCUGAGUCGAGUGCAUCAGGAGGACAAAUUAUCCUGCACUCGAGAAAUUCUUAUCCAAGAUGCACCUGCGUCUGAGACGGUCACACAGCGAGUGGGGUUGACAGCUAGUGUGCAUCCUUUGGCAUCGGAUAUAUUGGAGUGCAUGCUGACGGCAGUGCAGACGGCCCCGACCACGGGAACUGUUACCACCAAGGGGUCUUCGGCAACUAGCUGUAGGGCUUUUGCACAGUUUGCAUUUCUAAGCAUUUUCGGGCAGGGCGUGCCAGCCAACCACGGGUCCUUGAGCGUUUUCAGAGUGAACAUUGCACCCGGAUGUUUGCUGGACAUGCCGCGACAACAGCAGCAUGCAGAUGCAUCUACACUGGCCUACUUCCUGCCAGACUUGAUUUAUGGAUGUUUCAGAGUAGCACAAGAAUGCAUUUGCCCUCCUGCUGAAAGCUCUGCAAGCCUAUGCUGCUUGGAAUGGAGAGAACCAGGUCAGAGCCCAGGCAUCCAUAUUGAGGCGGGUGGAACAGGUGCACACAUAGAUCAAGAUGGUCUUAGUUCGACUAUCUUUCCGAGCGGCUUCAAAACCACACCUGUAGAAGUGAUGGAGCAGUCCGGAAUUCUCUUCAAACGCAAGAUGCUUAUACAGGAUUCUGGUGGUGCAGGAUGCUUUCGUGGCGGCUUGGGGGUUCGUGUGGAGGUUUCUGGGCCUGGCUCGAUGUCUUUCAGGUGUACGCAGGCACGUGCUGGUGAUGGGCCCGCGGGAAGAGAUGGUGGCCAUUCAGGCACGGUGGUCUCCUGCAAGACAGGAUCCGCAACCACAAAGAAUACUUUCCUUGUCGAGACCUCUGGGGGUGGUGGUUUUGGUUCUGCUGCGAAGCGCCCUCGAACACAUCUUCUUAACGACGUGCGUAAUGAAUACAUCUCCUAUGCUGCAGCUGCAUCGGAAUAUGGCCUGAAAGGUGAGGACUUGCCUGAAGAAGCAGCGGACAAAAAAGAGACCCUGCAAACAGGAUGGCUCAUCGGCAAAGGCGGCCGGACAAUCCGGGAGAUGCAAGAGAACAGCGGCGCUUUUCUUCAUGUCAUACGCGAGGAUGAGCCUACUCCUUUGCUAAAGCCGGGGGAUCGGCUCAUCGAGGUUUGCGGGCGCCUGGAGCGUAAGCUGGAGGGAAUCCAGGUUGUGUUGCGAACUGCAGACAGCAUGCCUGGCAAUGCGCCGAGAGAGACGCGCAUCAUUGUGCCUGAAGUUCUUGCUGUGCCGCCAAUCAUGGAUCAGGUUGCUGCCGCAUACAGCAGUUGCGUUGUUGAGAGGGAGCCUGGCCCUGCAUGCGAUGGAGAAGCCAUGCUGCUGAUUGCUGGGCCCAUCAUCUCGCGUAUCCAAGCGAUACAGGACUUUAUGUCCAAGACUGAUCGUGCGCACAUCGAGGGCAUUGUUGUAGCAAAAAGCAUUGAUGGCGAGAUUGUCGGCAAGGAUGGUCGUGCAAGGCGAGAGAUUCGAGAGGGCCUGGGCUAUGCUCCCAUCAACCCUCCUCCACCGAGAGAGCCCAACCCAUGGCUACUUCGGGACCCACAGUCACGAAGUGAGCCGGCGCAGCAGGCUGACUCCAGAAGCGCGCAGCCAUACACCGGGGCGGCGGAGCCCCUUCGAAGGAAUGGAGAUGUCAGGCCCUCGGAUCCAUGGCAGGUUGAAGAAUUGGAGGACAAGCGGGCGUCGGCCCGGACUGCCAUGGCCAAUGGGGAAAUCGACGACCUCCCGAUGCAUCAGAACCACGAUCGCGCAGAGGCUUUUGAACGGCUUGAACCGUCGGCCCAGGCCGGGGAGGAGUCCAAGGGCUUCGUUCCUCUGCCAGAGAGGAGAGCGGGAGAUGAAGGCGGGCAGAACCAUGACAGACUGGGCAGAGGCUUCGAUAUUGACGAGGCCGUGAAAGUCGCACUGACGUCUGCUGUUGAAGCCGCACCACAGGUGGAGGCCUUGCUCCAAAGUAGCUCAUCCACAGGCCACUUGCGGGGCACACUUUCCGUCCUCCUGGCAUCUGACGUCCUUUUCUCCACGCUUGUUCCCGAUGGUCACAUGCAGGAUCUGGCACAGAAAUGCCAGGUUCACAUUGACAUUAUCUCGGAUGCCUCCAUCCCCUCGUCGAUGCGACAGGUGGUCUUGACCGGAUCUUUGGCCAACAACGCUGCGGCUGCCUACUGGCUACAGGUCGGCACUGCUCGCCACCUGGUCUCGACCCGGUCGAGCCGAAGCAGUGGAAGGAGAGCCAUGAAGGCAGCAGAGUCUGCUGCCAGUGCCUGGAGCUUCGACGUGAAGCUUCUCACAGGAAUGCCUGCGCGCCCCGUGCAUGCACCAAACACUUCACACACCCACAGCAUGCAUCUCAGUGCGGUGUGCAGCUUGUGA
Symbiodinium necroappetens is the source of this 9033-nucleotide messenger RNA. The record is from the annotation of a GenBank genome assembly. NCBI's taxonomy places the organism in Eukaryota, Dinophyceae, Suessiales, Symbiodiniaceae.